Molecule: messenger RNA, 864 nt
Organism: Aspergillus fischeri NRRL 181
Lineage: Eukaryota; Fungi; Ascomycota; Eurotiomycetes; Eurotiales; Aspergillaceae
Product: WSC domain-containing protein
Exons: 3
Coding region: 1-864 (287 amino acids)
Source: RefSeq, a predicted model, not a curated record
AUGAAGCCUUUCACAGUCCGAUCCGCUUUUACAGCCUCAGCGCUGCUCCUCACCACCAACCUUCCAGCAGUCUUCGCCGCCGAAAUGGUAAGCGAGGGCUGUUUCAGUGACUCCACACCCUUGGUAGACCAAGGCCCCUAUAUGUAUCAGAGUAACGGUUACUGUCAACAACUCUGCAUGAAGACCAACAACAAUCUUGUCUUUGCCUUGACGAAGGGAUCGAACUGUCUCUGUGGAACUGAGCUGCCCGCGAAGUCGGCUAAGACGGCCGAUUCCGACUGUAAUGUCAAAUGCGCUGGUUGGCCUGAUGUCAUGUGUGGUGGUCAAAAUACAUUCUCCGUCUACCUGACUGGCCUAAGUUCCAACGUUGCGUACUACCAAGAUGAUGAUUCGUCUGCCAGCACCAACUCGAGCUCAACAUCAACGACCAACGGCGGGUCGACUGUGACUACUGGCAGUCAGGGUCAAGUCGUCACCCAAGGGGAGCAGACAGUAGUCGUCACAGCAGCAGCAGGCAAUGGGGUGGGCGCAACAAACGGACUCAACGAAGAAAAGAACAAGGAUGGCCCGAACACUGCUGCCAUUGCUGCUGGUGUUGUUGUCGGUGUGGUCGGAUUCUGUUCCCUUGUCGGAGCUGGAUUCUUCCUCUGGCGUUUCAGGAAGCGCACAAACGUGCGGCCGCAGUACUCGAAUAACGCUGGCGCCACCGAGCACUUUGGCAAGCCCAUGUCGCAAGAUUCCAUGUCCGAUUCGAGGUUCGAUGGCGACUUCAUGGCAAAAAGGCGCCAAAGCAAUGGUAGCAUUGAUGACGAUCAAGACUUUUCCCGUCGUAUCUUACAGGUAACAAACCCUGACCGACGUUAA